This is a messenger RNA of Drosophila kikkawai, 450 nucleotides long. It is a transcript of the gene GatC, whose product is annotated as glutamyl-tRNA(Gln) amidotransferase subunit C, mitochondrial. Gene Ontology annotation, biological process: glutaminyl-tRNAGln biosynthesis via transamidation; mitochondrial translation; regulation of translational fidelity. NCBI's taxonomy places the organism in Eukaryota, Metazoa, Arthropoda, Insecta, Diptera, Drosophilidae. The record is from RefSeq and is a predicted model, not a curated record. Gene Ontology annotation, cellular component: glutamyl-tRNA(Gln) amidotransferase complex; mitochondrion. Gene Ontology annotation, molecular function: glutaminyl-tRNA synthase (glutamine-hydrolyzing) activity.
AUGUGGCGGCGGCUGAGUAAACGAUUUUAUUGCAAAAUUGCAACGAAAGCGACUGAAAAAGCACCCAAAUUGGACUUUAAGCAGCUAACGCAUCCCACAAAGGUGCCGCAGACGCCGGUUGACACCGCCUUUCCUGACACAAACAGCGCCAGCCACAUCGAGAUCGACACAAAAACCAUUCAGCUGCUGGAGCGCCUGUCUCUGGUGGAUCUGGACAGCGAGCGGGCACUUGCCACGCUCAAGAGCAGCAUCCAGUUCGCGGACAAGAUCGCUCACAUCGACACAGACCACGUGCGCCCACUCUACACGGUACUGGAGCAGCAGCAGCUCCAGUUACGCAACGACCAGGUGACUGAGGGCGACUGCCGGCGCCAGGUGCUGCGCAACGCAAGGGUGACCGACGAGGACUACUACGUCUCCCCGCCGGGCAACAUUCCGCUGGAACAAUGA